UCUCUGAAAUGACGUUUCAGCAAAGGUCCAGAUAAAGUCCUCUCAAGGUCCUGCUCAGCGGGACCAGAAGAAUGUUUUCCGUUUUGGGGAAUCAGUGGCAGAAUUUACCUUCAGUUUCCAGCACGUUCCCCUUAAAUCCACUUCUGUGGAGGCUUCUGGCUCAGAUCAUGCAGAAGAAACACGUAAACAUGAAAACGAAGAGGACUAUAAGCCGGUUGUGCUGUUACCUGAUCUAGUUGAGAUCUUGACUGGAGAGGAGAAUGAGCUAGUGGUUUUCAGUCACAGAGCCAAACUAUAUCGCUAUGACAAAGAAUCACCGCAGUGGAAGGAAAGAGGCAUAGGUGACCUUAAAAUACUUCAGAACAAUGAAAGCAGACGUGCAAGACUCGUGAUGAGGAGAGAGAAGGUCCUGAAGUUAUGUGCAAACCACUGGAUUACUCCAAACAUGAAGCUGGAGCCGAUGGAAGCGUCUGAGAAAGCGUGGACAUGGAGCGCUCUUGAUUUGCUGAUGGACACAGCAGCGUUCAGACAUUAGCAGCACGGUUUAGACUGCAGGAGACGGCAGACGCUUUCAAGAAAUGCUUUCAAGAAGCAGUGGCCACUUCAUUCACUGGAGCAGAGAGACGUGACACAGAAGAGAAGAUGAUUAUGGCUGAUUUUGAGAUCGUGUUUGAGCGAAAGCCCACAGCAGAACAAGCCGAACUGGCAGCCAGACUGAUGCUUCCUCACACGUUCUUCUGUUACAGAAAUGAGCCGAGAUACACCAGGGAUGAGGAUGAUGAUGAUGAAGAUUUUGAAGUGGCUGUCAGAUCUCUGAAAGGAAAGUUGUAUCCUGAUGCAGUCGGUGAUCAUGAUGCUGGAGCUGCAACCAAGACACAAAAUCACAAAGAGGAAGAGAACAGUGAUGAUGACAACGAUGAUGAAGCAGUUAAUCAUGUGGAGCUUCCAUCGGUUGAGGAGAAUGAAGAGGAGAUUUUGUUCAACGAAUGGACCAAACUUUUCCUCUGGGACUGUGAUGUUAACAAGUGGAAAUCCUGUGGUGCAGGACACAUUAAGGUGCUUCUCCAUCCGGUGAAGAAGCGUUACCGUGUGUUUAUGUGUCGAGAGGGGGAUGAAAAGCUGCUGGUCAAUCACUGCAUUACCAGAAGCACUCAUCCUAAACCUGUGAGCACCAAUGCAAACGCACUGUCCUGGAUGGAUGAAGACCACUCAGAUGGAGAUGCUGAAGGUCAGCAGUUUGCUGCCAAGUUUAAGACUCGGGAUCUGGCAGAUUCACUCAGAAAAACCUUGACAGACUGUCAGUGUCACAUGAUCGGAAAAUAA
Carassius carassius (crucian carp) is the source of this 1323-nucleotide messenger RNA. Its product is annotated as E3 SUMO-protein ligase RanBP2-like. NCBI's taxonomy places the organism in Eukaryota, Metazoa, Chordata, Actinopteri, Cypriniformes, Cyprinidae. Gene Ontology annotation, biological process: intracellular transport. The record is from RefSeq and is a predicted model, not a curated record. Bases 643 to 1323 code for a protein of 226 amino acids. The transcript is spliced from 6 exons. Gene Ontology annotation, molecular function: GTPase activator activity. Gene Ontology annotation, cellular component: cytoplasm; nuclear pore.